AUGUCCACGUGUGUCUUUCUAAGUGUGAUAUGUCUUCCUACAGAUGACAUGGACGCCAUCUCUGUCAGGCAGUUCAUCAAACACAUCAUGGAGCUCUACUCCAACAACUUGCACGGGUUCUCUGAGGAGUUUGAGGUAGGAAGAAACACAAUACGUUUUUCUCUCUCAGCCUUUCUCCUGUUGUUGAGGGGGAGUGUGUGUCUGUGAGUCUAUGGUAUUCUCAUUCUGGUUUAUGUUGUCUGUUAAUGUGUAGGUGUGUACAUUACUGCCUAUGUCUGUGUAAACACUAUGAAAUGUGUACAGGGCAUGUGCAGUAUAUAUACUGAACAAAAAUAUAAAUGCAACAUGCAACAAUUUCAAUAGUUUUACUGAGUUACAGUUCAUAUAAGGAAAUCAGUCAAUUGAAAUAAAUUCAUUAGGCCCUAAUCUAUGGAUUUCACAUGACUGGGCCGGGGCUCAGCCAUGGGUGGACCUGGGAACGCAUAGGCCCACCCACUAGGGAGCAAGGCUCACCCACUGGGGAGCCAGGCCCAGCCAAUCAGAGCGAGUUCUUCCCCACAAAAGGGCUUUCCGGGUGGCUGUUCUCAGACGAUCCCACAGGUGAAGAAGCCGGAUAUGGAGCUCCUGGGCUGGCGUGGUUACACGUGGUCUGCGAUUGUGAGGCCUGAUGGACGUACUGCCAAAUUCUCUAAAACGACAUUGGAGGCAGCUUAUGAUAGAGAAAUUAACAUUCAAUUCUCUGGCAACAGCACCUUCAUAGGGCGCUCCUCUGCAGCACGCGCACCUGGCAUGGGCCCUGUCCUAGUGCACUGCAGGUAUUUUUAUUUUUUACAUUUUUAGUCAUUUAGCAGACGCUCUUAUCCAGAGUGCAUACAUUAUUUUUUGUAUUUUUUUUUUCUUACUGGCCCCCCGUGGGAAUCAAACCCACAACCCUGGCGUUGCAAACGCCAUGCUCUACCAACUGAGCUACAUCCCUGCCGGCCAUUCCCUCCCCUACCCUGGACGACGCUGGGCCAAUUGUGCGCCGCCCCAUGGGUCUCCCGGUCGCGGCCGGCUACGACAGAGCCUGGAUUCAAACCAGGAUAUCUAGUGGCACAGCUAGCACUGCGAUGCAGUGCCUUAGACCACUGCGCCACUCGGGAGAUACAAUAGCUCUCUAGAAAAAUAUUGUUCUCUAAACAUGGAUUCCGCCCAUGUUUACUGCAGAGAGGGCGAGGUUCUAUCCUAGUGCACAAAAUCAUCUUCUUCAUUAUAAGAAGUUAUCAGAAACACCACUAGUUUCAUUGAAGUCUUGUCUAAUCAGUAAUACAGAUCCUGCUAUGGGUCUUCUGUGGUAGUUAGUAGGUAACGUGUUUUGGUUGUUUAGUGCUGGUGUCGGAUGGACGGGGACGUAAAGCAACAGCUCUGGUGGUCAUUCCUGCAGUCAUCAUGCCAAUUGCACGCUCCCUCAAAACUUUAGACAUCUCUGGCAUUGUGUUGUGUGACAAAACUGCAUAUUCUAGAGUGGCCUUUUAUUGUGCCCAGCACAAGGUGCACCUGUGUAAUGAUAAUGCUGUUUAAUCAGAUUAUUGAUAUGCCACACCUGUCAGGUGGAUGGAUUAUCUUGGAAAAAGAGAAAUGCUCACUAACAGGGAGGUAAACAAAUGUGUGCACAAAAUUUGAGAGAAAUAAGCUUUUUGCGCAUAUGGAACAUUUCUGGGAUCUUUUAUUUCACCUCAUGAAACAUGGGACCACCACUUUACAUGUUGUGUUUAUAUUUUUGUUCAGUAUAUUUAUGCUGAAAGAAGUGUGUGUUGUGGAGCAGAUGGGUGAGUGUGAAGCAGGUUAAUUAACAGAGGUCUAGUUGCUGGUUGGCUGGACAGGAACACUGUCUCUGUGACCAGGUUGAGGCACAAGGCUAAUAUCUCCCCAGAGGGAACACAAUGCACACAGACACACAGAAACACACAGGUGGGUGCAGGUGAACAUACAUUAUUCAUACUAUGUCAAUCAAACAGAGAACAGACAUACAGCCGCAACACUAGGCUAGCUGUCCCAGAUGUGUGGGUACACACACAGAACACACACAGAACACACACAACUAUACAAACCCGUAUGAUAAUGAUCAUGUUUCUAAUGGAAUUCAAACAAAUCAAUAUUAACUGAACAGAUAAUUUGCUGUUUGAAAAAUAAAUAGUUUUCUCCCCCUCUUGACCUCUCUCUCCCUAGGAGGUCCAGCGCUGUACGGUGGACCUUAAGAUCACUGCAGAACAUUCUAAUCACCCUGACAACAAGCACAAAAACAGAUACAUCAACAUUGUGGCCUGUAAGUCCAACAUGCUGCACACUCAAAACAACAUUGACAGCCUGUUAUAUUCAUGUGUGACGUUAAAAAGGCAAUGCAGAAUGAGACUAAUAUUCCUUUCAUCUAUCUCCCAGACGAUCACAGUAGGGUGAAGUUACGACCCCUGGCUGGCAAGGAUGCUAAACACAGUGACUACAUGAACGCUAACUAUGUAGAUGUAGGUCAACCAACUGCUUUAGAUGUAUUUAGUACCUAUUCUGUCUGUCUUUAUAUAUGCUCUGGUAAUCACCUUAUGUGUACUUGCGCUCUGUGUGAGUGUACCGCUGUCACUGACCCCCUCGUCUCCUCCCAACAGGGUUACAACCAUCCCAAGGCCUACAUCGCUGCCCAGGGCCCUCUCAAGUCCACUUUCGAGGACUUCUGGAGGAUGGUAUGGGAGCAGAACACUGGUGUCAUCGUCAUGAUCACAAACCUGGUAGAGAAAGGAAGGGUAGGUGGUCUCUCUCUGCCAUUUAGUGUUGGACUGUAGGAGUUACUGUUGUGUUUCAGUAUGGAUGAUAUACAGCUGGCUUUAUAAAGAGCAUAUCAUAUUGUUGUUUGACAGAGAAGAUAAGAUUAAUAAUGUUGCCUUUCACAGAUGGAAUUAGAUUAAUACUGUUAUCUUUUUCAGAGAAAAUGAGAUGAAUACUGUUGUCUUUCACAGAGGAAAUGUGACCAAUACUGGCCCACAGAGAGCAGUGAGGAGUAUGGCAACAUCGUGGUUACUCUGAAGAGUACUAAAGUUCACGCCUGCUACACACUGAGACAAUUCCUCAUACGGAACACCAAAGUCAAAAAGGUAUGUCCCAAUGCUUCUACAAUACUUCUACAGUACUACUGAGAUGUUUGUGCAUAGUGCUCUUCCCUUGUGUUGGGGACACCUCCGCUUAGGGCUGGUUUCCCCAGACACAGAUUAAGCCUAGUCCAGGCUAAAAACACUAAGAAUCAUGUUCAAUAGAGAUCCUCCAUUGACAUAGUUUUUUUGGACUAGGCCUAAGGAAAUUGGCCCUUUAGCCAGCAGGUCUUCCCUUGUACGACAGCCUUCAAUUUUUGCAUCUGCCAAGUGGACAUACUACUUCCAGUUCAUUCUUAAAUGUCAUCCAUGUUGUUUCAGGGUCAGAAGGGCAACCCGAAGGGGCGUCAGAACGAGCGGAUGGUGAUCCAGUAUCACUACACCCAGUGGCCUGACAUGGGCGUGCCGGAGUACACCCUACCUGUCCUCACUUUCAUAGGGCGCUCCUCUGCAGCACGCGCACCUGGCAUGGGCCCUGUCCUAGUGCACUGCAGGUACAAUAGCUCUCUAGAAAAAUAAUGUUCUCUAAACAUGGAUUCCGCCCAUGUUUACUGCAGAGAGGGCGAGGUCUAUCCUAGUGCAUCUUCCUCAUUAUAAGAAGUUAUCAGAAACACCACUAGUUUCAUUGAAGUCUUGUCUACAAUCAGUAAGACAGCUCCUUCUAUGGGUCUCCUGUGGUAGUUAGUAAAUAAUGUGUUUUGGUUGUGUAGUGCUGGUGUCGGGCGGACAGGAACGUACAUCGUCAUCGACAGCAUGCUGCAGCAGAUCAAAGACAAGAGCACAGUCGACGUCUGGGGCUUUCUCAAACACAUCCGCACACAACGCAACUACCUGGUCCAGACAGAGGUAACGUAUGUGUGUGUGACAAAUGACACCUCCGAUAUACCUACAAGUGCAUACAGCUACAGUAACUGCCAAAGAGAUUCACCAAUGUAAUCUCCUACGAAAUGUUACGCUAGCUAGAGAGAUCUUCUCCAUAAGCUCAGUGUCCUCUCCAGUCUAAUUCCUCCUCUGCCCUUCCCCUGGACUAUAGGAGCAGUAUGUGUUCAUCCAUGAUGCCCUGAUGGAGGCCAUCCUGGGCAGUGAGACAGAGGUACCUGCCUGGCAGCUCCAUGGUUACGUCAACAGCAUCCUGACCCCCGGCCUGGGGGGCCGCACACGCCUCGACAAGCAGUUCAGGGUAUGAUGAACCCCAGCCUCCUUUGGUGUAACAUAGUGUAGUACAUACUGUAUGUCUUACAAACUAUAAAGAAUAGAGCCUUUUAGUUGAAGGGCUACAGUGUACUGAACACUGUAAUACAUGUCACAUACACAUUUAAUAAACAUCAGGUAAACAUUAAACCCAUUCACGUGAGAUUUUUCUAUCUCACACCACAGUCUUGCUUCCUCUGUCUCUCCAGCUGCUAACCCAGUGUAACGGUAGCUUCGUGGAGUGUUUCAGUGCCCAGAAAGACUGCAACAAGGAGAAGAACCGCAACUCCUCAGUAGUUCCAUGUGAGGACAGUAUUUCUAUAGAUACUAUUCUAGGCUACAUUAUCAAUUUCUCUGUCAAUUCCCCACCAUCUACUGCAGUGAGUGAGAUAAGAUGAGGUUUCAUGCUUUGCCAGUUCGCCCCGAGACAUUAUAGAAAGAGUUUGAGUUUAUUUACCCGGCCAUCUUAUUAUGCCAUAGGGAAAGUGCUGUAGUUGCAACAGUUAUGUGCAUUCUUAUCUAGUACUGUAUCAUGGCACCCUAAGGCCAGGGAUGUGAUUGAAUGUGUUUUGUAUCCCGCUCUAGCGGAACGAGCUCGCGUAGGACUGGCCCCGCUCCCUGGGAUGAAAGGCACAGACUAUAUCAAUGCCUCCUACAUAAUGGUAUGAUACUGCAAUACCCCUCCCCCCAAACACACCACCCAACGCUCACCACACACACUCUGUCUAAUGAUAUCUUCUGUUCCCUUGAUGAUUAUAAUUACCCUGCAUUUCAAACUGUUAUUGUGUGAAGCCUCUUACUGAAUAAUAGUCAAUAAUUUAUUAUAAGGAAUAAUUAAUACUGAGACAUUGAGGCAAAGGCCUGUACACAGUAAUCCUCACGAUCAGACCGUAACCUUUCAAACUCAUUUAGAUCAAACGUAAAACCUAACAGAUACAAUAAAUUCCUUCUGAUGUUUAGACACCGUAAAAGUAAUUGGGCAAUAAUGUUAUAGUAGAUUUUGUGAGUUGUUGACUAUGUAUGAGUACUUACAUAUUGAUCUUCAACCUUGGGCCACACAGGGUUACUACAGGAGUAAUGAGUUCAUCAUUACCCAGCAUCCUUUGCCCCACACCACCACAGACUUCUGGAGAAUGAUCUGGGACCACAAUGCCCAAAUCAUCGUCAUGCUUGCAGACAACCAUGGUUUGGUGAGUAGAGUAGCUGGCCAGAAGGUUAUAACAUGAGUCUCUUAUCCUUUUUAUCCUACUAUAAUCAAGUAGAGCUCUACUGUUCUCGCCUGGUUACACACAUAUCAUUACACACAUCUAACCUUUAUGUCUGUCGUAUGUGUAUCUAGGCUGAGGAUGAGUUUGUGUACUGGCCAAGCAGAGAGGAGGCGAUGAACUGCCUAGCUUUCACCGUCACCCUGAUCAGCAAGGACAGACUGUGUCUCUCAAAUGAAGAACAGAUCAUCAUCCACGACUUCAUCCUGGAGGCCACGCAGGUACGAUAACCCUUCACUUUUGACCUUUCACCCUUCACAAGUAAACUCACCUCUCACCUGUGUGAGUGUAUAAAACCCUAUCAGACCCUGUCAUACCUGUAAACAGAUGGCAGGGCCAUGUGUGUCCCAGAGUGAUCCUUCAAGCUGGAUAGGACCAGUGGGACUGGAGCCUGGUUGAGCCCAUCCAUUUUCAGAUUUGCUCUAGCUAUCCAAACUAAUGGGAAUAAUAAACUUCUCCUAAAUGUAUUAAAACAGUACAGUACUAGAGUCCAGUACCGUAGUAUUUGAAUACAUUUAGAGGUUUAUUAUUCCCAUUAAUACAAACUAAGUGUCAUCAGAUGGGCUUUAGCUAAACUACAGUGCUGGCCUGUAGUAGCGGUACUGUAUUGUCAAUGUCCUAGUUGUCUGUCUGUAAUAUCUCUCCCUCUAACAGGAUGACUAUGUCCUGGAGGUGAGACAUUUCCAGUGCCCUAAAUGGCCCAACCCUGACGCCCCUCUCAGCAGCACCUUCGAGCUCAUCAACGUCAUCAAAGAGGAGGCUAUGACCCGAGACGGACCCACCAUUAUACACGAUGAGUAAGUGUGUGUGUGUGUAUGCAUGCGUUGGUAUAUCAGGAGUAUCUAUGUGUGUUAACGUGUCCCUCCAUGUCUCUGGUAGGUUUGGGGCAGUGUCUGCAGGGACUCUGUGUGCCCUCGCCACCUUGUCUCAGCAGCUGGAGAGUGAAGGGGCUGUGGAUGUCUAUCAGGUGGCUAAGAUGAUCAACCUCAUGAGGCCGGGAGUCUUCACAGACAUAGUGAGUUCACCCAUGACCCAGUCAGGAGGAUUGGUGCUGUCAGGCUUCAUUAAUCGCCAAUAAGCAAUAACUUCUUUAACUUCAGCAAAAUCUCCAGUCAGUCAUAGGAACAAAUAUCACUUGGUGGUUGUCAAUGCUCAUUCUGACAUGUCAACAAUCUUAGAAUAGACCUAGAAGUAACAUUUGAAGUCGUAACAUUUGUCAGUAAUUUACAGUAGUGUUAACCCGUCUCUAUGUCUUCCUCUCUCCCUGUGUGUCUGUCUCUCCAGGAGCAGUACCAGUACCUGUACAAGGCCAUGCUGAGCCUGGUGAGCAGCAGAGACAGUGGGAUGAGCCCCAUCUACAUGGACACUAACGGAGUGGUGGUCAUCAUGGACCAAUCAGGUCCUGCUGAGAGCAUGGAGUCGCUGGUCUGA
Coregonus sp. 'balchen' is the source of this 7003-nucleotide messenger RNA. The record is from the annotation of a GenBank genome assembly. Lineage: Eukaryota; Metazoa; Chordata; Actinopteri; Salmoniformes; Salmonidae.